Cololabis saira (Pacific saury) is the source of this 5643-nucleotide messenger RNA. It is a transcript of the gene prkcz, whose product is annotated as protein kinase C, zeta. The transcript has 18 exons. Gene Ontology annotation, biological process: protein phosphorylation. The record is from RefSeq and is a predicted model, not a curated record. Gene Ontology annotation, molecular function: ATP binding; protein serine/threonine kinase activity; protein binding. NCBI's taxonomy places the organism in Eukaryota, Metazoa, Chordata, Actinopteri, Beloniformes, Belonidae. Bases 212 to 2014 code for a protein of 600 amino acids.
AUCGAAGCCUUUAAUGUUUCCCAAACGAGCAAAAACUUAAAAGUAGUUUUCCUCGGUGGAUAUUGGACUAAGCGUUUGGACCCAGACUUAUUAUGUGAAAAAAAACUUCAGUCCUCUGUCGUGAAGGAGUGUUAACACCUGUUUUUGGGAUAUAAACUUUGGCUCUGUCCUUUUAACGCUGGGUUUCUUGGGAGUUGAACCGAACUGUGCGAUGCAUGUGCUGGCGUCAAACGGAUCCGUGAUGGACCUGCACUCGGAAAAGGUGAAAAUUAAAGCACACUACUGUGGGGACAUGUUGAUCACCGACUUGGCUGCCACAGUAACCUUCGUGGAGCUGUGCGAAGAGGUGAAAAUGAUGUGCAGCGUUGCCAAGCAGCAGCCCAUCACACUGAAGUGGAUCGAUGAUGAAGGCGAUCCUUGUACCAUCUCCUCCCAGAUGGAGCUGGACGAGGCUUUUCGGAUUUACAAUCGGACCAAGAGUUCUGGCCUGCUGCUGCACAUCUUCCCCAGCAUCCCCGAGCGGCCCGGCCUGCCCUGCCCCGGAGAAGACAAGUCGAUCUAUCGCCGUGGGGCCAGAAGAUGGAGGAAGCUGUACAGAGUCAACGGACACCUCUUCCAGGCCAAACGCUUUAACAGGAAAGCCUACUGUGGCCACUGUAGUGACAGGAUAUGGGGGCUGGGCCGGCAGGGCUACAAGUGUAUCAACUGCAAACUGCUGGUCCAUAAGCGCUGUCACCGACUCCUCCCCCAGACCUGCCAAAGGCUUAUGGAUCCAGUCAUGCCAUCACAGGAGCCCCCCUCAGACGCCAAGAGUGAAGAGGUGGACCUUCCACCGGACGACACGGAGGACGCCGACGGCAUACCUUUUAUACCACACAACUGUGCAGUGGAUAAAACUGAAGAUACAGACACAGAGGAAAUUAAGACGGUUGUGGACGGCAUUGAUGGCAUCAAGCUGUCGCAGGGCCAGACUCUCGGGCUGAGCGACUUCGAGCUGAUACGAGUGAUCGGGCGUGGAAGUUACGCCAAAGUCCUGCUGGUUCGGUUAAAGAAGAACGAGCACGUGUACGCCAUGAAGGUGGUGAAGAAGGAGCUGGUCCAUGAUGAUGAGGAUAUCGACUGGGUGCAGACGGAGAAGCACGUGUUCGAGCAGGCGUCCACAAACCCUUUCUUAGUCGGCCUCCACUCCUGUUUCCAGACGGAAAGUCGGUUGUUCCUGGUGAUCGAGUACGUGAACGGAGGGGACUUGAUGUUUCAUAUGCAACGACAAAGGAAGCUCCCUGAAGAACAUGCAAGAUUUUAUGCUGCUGAAAUCUGCAUAGCUCUGAACUUCCUCCACGAAAAGGGCAUCAUCUACCGAGACCUGAAGCUGGACAACGUCCUCCUGGACCACGAGGGACACAUCAAGCUCACAGACUACGGCAUGUGCAAGGAGGGGAUCAGACCCGGCGACACCACCAGCACCUUCUGUGGUACGCCCAACUACAUCGCCCCGGAGAUCCUCCGAGGGGAGGACUAUGGCUUCAGCGUGGACUGGUGGGCUCUGGGCGUGCUGAUGUUCGAGAUGAUGGCGGGGAGGUCUCCGUUCGACAUCAUCACCGACAAUCCUGACAUGAACACGGAGGAGUACCUCUUUCAAGUUAUUCUUGAGAAGCCCAUUCGCAUCCCAAGGUCUCUGUCGGUGAAAGCUGCCAGCGUGCUCAAGGGCUUCCUGAACAAGGAUCCCAAGGAGCGGCUGGGUUGCCAGGUCCAGACGGGCUUCACAGAUAUCAAGUCACACACGUUUUUCAGAAGUAUAGACUGGGACCAGCUGGAAAAGAAAGAGAUGACGCCGCCCUUCAAACCACAAAUCUCCGACGAGUACGGCCUGGAGAACUUCGACACGCAGUUUACUAAUGAACCGGUGCAGCUAACUCCAGAUGACGAGGACGUCAUCAAGAGGAUAGACCAGUCAGAGUUCGAGGGAUUUGAAUACAUCAACCCCCUGCUGCUAUCCACAGAAGAGUCUGUAUGAAGGAGAGGCCAACUUCCUCCUUCGCCCACCUACUGUCUGUCCAAGCUGCCGUCUCGGCCAAAAACAACACUCAUGAGCCAACUGUGGAAGGCGAGGAGGAUGGAAGAGUCCAGGACGACGAGGAGGAGCGACUCACCCUCUGGACUGGUCAUCCAGGCCAAGCAAACAGAGGAGGGGGAGGCUUUCCUCCCGGGGGGGUUCCCAUCGUUUCGUUUGGGGUACCGGACUCUUCUUUCUUGUGUUGAAGGUGGAAACAAAGACACUGGACUACAAGAACAUUCCCCGUCAUUACUUUUUCUUUUCUUCCUUCUGCUCGUCUCCCUUUUCUCUUCAGAAUGUCCAUCCUCGCGUCGACAGCACGGCCAACUCCGUCAUCUCACAACAGAAACGUUUCAUUUUGUGCCUGCCAUCAUGAACACAUCUGAGACCGCCUCGUGUCCCUGGAUGACUGACAGUUCUGCUCAAGAACUCGAACUGAUUUUACGUGCACUUUUUUGUCAAUUUGUUUGUUUUUCUAUCCUGUAGGUGGGCCGCUGCCUCACAUGAAAUAAGAAUGUACAAUGACAAAGGAAAAAAAGUAAGUUAUUGUGUAUUAUAAUGUAGGUUGUGAAUCCAAAAUUGAUGAUGCCUUUUUAAAUCGAUGCAAAUGGCACAUUUUCAUCAGUAUCCACAAACCUUUGUUUUUAUUAUAUUUUAUGAUUUUCACAGACAAAAAGGAGGGAACGCUAACUGGGAAAUUACUUUUUAUUUAAGAAGUGCCUCAAAGAUCAAAUUAAUUAAGUCUCUGAUUGCACUUAUCCCUCUCUGGACGUUCUUCAUCCAUCAUGGCUUCAGGAGCUGAUGACUCCUGACGUAACCUCUGUGUUUGGAGCUCAGACAUCCAUCCUGACACACAAGUCCUUUUGUUUUUAGUGAAUUGAUUAAAAUAAUGUGCGAAUGAUUAUUUAUGAUUGUCUAUAGAUUCAGAAGAGAUUCAAACCACCAUCAGGAACGACAGGAACUUGUGGCAAAACGCUGCAAGGUAAAACUUGACAUGUAGAUACUGUAGUAAUGACUGUGUCUGACUUGCUAAGUUUCCCACGGCCAAAUGGGAGCCGCACAGCCGGGGACACAGCUGUACGAAGGCCACAACAGACUCACUGCCAGUCGCAGGCGGGCAGCUUUAACAUCAUCAACAUUAGGCUGGAAAACCAAGCAUUCCUUCAGCUCCAGCUUCCACGGUGAGUACAGGCUUGCUGGCCGAGCUCAGGUUCCUCCACACCAGCUGCACUGGGUGCUCAUCUGUGGCCCUCCAACAUCUGCAACAUCUGCAAACCUCCAACAUCUGUGGCCCUCCAACAUCUGCAACAUCUGUAGCCCUGAAACAUCUGCAGCCCUCCCAACCCUGAAAAAUCUGCAACAUCUGCAACCCUCCAACAUCUGCAGCCUUCCAACAUCUGCAACAUCUGCAGCCCUCCAAACCUCCAACAUCUGCAGCCCUCCCAACAUCUGCAGCCCUCCAACAUCUGUAGCCCUGAAACAUCUGCAGCCCUCCCAACCCUGAAACAUCUGCAACAUGUGCAGCCCUCCCAACCCUCCAACAUCUGCAGCCUUCCAACAUCUGCAACAUCUGCAGCCCUCCAAACCUCCAACAUCUGCAGCCCUCCAACAUCUGCAGCCCUCCAAACCUCCAACAUCUGCAGCCCUCCAACAUCUGCAGCCCUCCAAACCUCCAACAUCUGCAGCCCUCCAAACCUCCAACAUCUGCAGCCCUCCAACAUCUGCAGCCCUCCAAACCUCCAACAUCUGCAGCCCUCCAAACCUCCAACAUCUGCAGCCCUCCAACAUCUGCAGCCCUCCAAACCUCCAACAUCUGCAGCCCUCCAACAUCUGCAGUCCUCCAAACCUCCAACAUCUGCAGCCCUCCAACAUCUGCAGCCCUCCCAACAUCUGCAGCCCUCCAAACCUCCAUCUGCAACAUCUGUAGCCAUCCGACAUCUGCAGCCCUCCAACAUCUGCAGCAUCUGCAGCCCUCCAAAAUGCUGUGAUCUUUCCUUCGUGCUGCUUCUGUCUCGUUUCAUUGAUCUCUGCACAAAAGCUGGUUUUACCUGCCGCGGCUGCCGCUCCGUGCUGCUUGGAGUCACGAGCUUUGUUGUGGAAGUCGAAGCGAACACGUUCAAAUAGAUCGAUUUGUUAAUGCUGUUAGUAAGUCCAUGUGGGCAGAUCUGAGUACGUACGGAUCCAACUACAUCUGCUGUACACGGGCCUUACGGGCCACGAUACUGUCAGGACAAAGACAGGCUGAAACCAAAAUGUAUCAGUUGUGCCAACAUGUAAAAAGACCAGAUUAAAUUAGAGUGGGCAUCUGGCUCCCAGAACCGUCUCUGGUACCAUGCACUAUUUCUGGCCCCAGGAAGCAUCUCUGGUACCAGGUAGAUCAGGUGAAUGAGGCCCCUGAUUCCCAUCUGGACCUCUGCCGGAGGAGCUUCAGCAUAAGGACUUUGCUUUAAGACAGAGCCGCUGCCAGAACGCUGAGCCCUCAGUCCCUGAACCACAUGUCCAGGAGCUUUAGCGGAGGUCAACGUCCAGAGGACUUGAGACGGAGCUGGAAACGAGUUGCUGCACAUGCUCUUCUGCUGUUGCAGGCUGCACACCAAAAGUCCCGGGGACUCUGAGCCAGUGCAGUUUAGCCGCAGGUUCCUGCAGAGGAAACGCAGCCAUCAGGAGCGGGAACGUCCUCGUCUCUGGGGGAAGUUAGUGGUGGAAACGCAGCUUUAGCCUUGUGUUUUGUUACAUAUCCUGAUCUGAACUUGGGUCUAAUAUCAUGUUUCCAUUUUCAGUAUGCCACUUCUUUUUUUUUUUUUAACUUAUUCCUAUUUUUACUGAAGUUGAGUGCAGGUUACAUGCAGGUACUGAACAGUUUCAGAUGGGGAUGUCAUACAACCAGGAACUUUAAAGGUCUUUUAUACUACGAGCACAAUUCACAGCAACCCUGAGUUUAGUUAGACGGUUCUGAUCAGCAGGUUGUUGUGACCUCUGACAUCACGCAGCGUAAACCCAGGCGGGAUUCGUCCGAACACCGGUCAUCAGUCCCAAAGAGUCCCCAAGCUGCUGCUGCAGGAACCGGAGCCUAAAGCCGGUCCAAGUCCAUAUACUGCCACCUUCACCGAACUGUGAGCGACACGUCCGGAACCAACAGUUGGAGCCCAGAGGACGAGCAGAUCUGGAGUCCCGUUGAUCUGCUGCGUCUUCCACAGACGUUCAUGACGAGACAGAUGUCUGAGAUGACCUGACGGUUUCAGUCAGCUGAUCCCGAGCCGCAGGGUCUCCACGGGCAGAGAUGUGAAGCAGUUCGUACUCGCAGCAGCACCUUCCCCAACUUCUCUGCUGAAAAUACGUUUUAUUUUGGACGCUACAUUAAAACCACACGGGACAUCUUUUUCUUGAGGGACCAAUGGAUGAACUGCGAGUCCUUGAAUCCACAUAACCGACCACCGAAGCCUGUUCCAGCAUCGAAAGAACGGAUGAACUCAGACCCUGACUUUGUUUUGUUUUUUUGUUUUUUAAUGCCAGUUAGUUUUGCUCAGUUUUGCUUCACCACAUCGUUGUAAAUAUGUGUAAUUAUUAAAAAUGAUACUGGUUUUCCGUGA